AUGGAGGCCUUCAACUCGCGCAAACUGGCCCUGCAGGUGGAGAAGAAGCUGCUCAGCCACGUGGCCACCAAGUCCACCGUCACCAUGUUCAUCGACGAGACCAGCGGGGCGGUGCUGGAUGACCUCUACCGCAUCUCCAAGGAGCACACGCAGGACCGGUCGGCCUCCCAGAAGGUCAUCAAGAACCUGGUGAAGGUGGCGGUCAAGGUCUCCGUCCUCUUCCGCAACGGCCGCUUCAGCCAGGCCGAGCUGGCCGUGGCCGAGGACUUCAAGCGCAAGCUGCGCCAGGGCGCCAUGACGGCCGUCAGCUUCCACCAGGUGGCCUUCACCUUCGAGCGGGCCGUGCUGGUGCAGCUGCUGGAGGAGUGCCGGGACCUGCUGCUCCGGCUGGUGGAGAAGCACCUGACCCCCAAGUCCCACGGCCGCAUCCGCCACGUCUUCGACCACUUCGCCGACGCCGAACUGCUGGGCCGGCUCUACAGCCCCGGGAGCCCCUUUGAGCCCCACCUGGAGAGGGUCUGCCAGGGGCUGAACCAGCUCAUGGACCAAGGGAAGCUGUGA
Molecule: messenger RNA, 561 nt
Organism: Protobothrops mucrosquamatus (brown spotted pit viper)
Lineage: Eukaryota; Metazoa; Chordata; Lepidosauria; Squamata; Viperidae
Gene: TNFAIP8L2
Product: TNF alpha induced protein 8 like 2
Exons: 1
Coding region: 1-561 (186 amino acids)
Biological process (GO): negative regulation of T cell activation; negative regulation of inflammatory response; regulation of apoptotic process
Cellular component (GO): cytoplasm
Source: RefSeq, a predicted model, not a curated record